Radiomyces spectabilis is the source of this 1778-nucleotide messenger RNA. RefSeq lists its product as uncharacterized. The coding region runs from base 239 to 1657 and encodes 472 amino acids. The record is from RefSeq and is a predicted model, not a curated record. Gene Ontology annotation, molecular function: RNA binding; zinc ion binding. Gene Ontology annotation, cellular component: catalytic step 2 spliceosome. NCBI's taxonomy places the organism in Eukaryota, Fungi, Mucoromycota, Mucoromycetes, Mucorales, Radiomycetaceae. The transcript is spliced from 3 exons.
UUCAUGUCCAGAUCAUCGCUUCAAAGACGAGAAGUCGUGGACAAGAUUGAGCAAGUGCUGCUUCACCCAUAUGACUAUGGCGACUCAUUUCUUGAACGAGCGGUAACCAAUGCACCGAACGGGUACAUGCCGCUGAACCUUUUACGCAGCAUGGUGUCUGUUCUUAAUCCGUUCCCAUUGGACUAUAUUCAGUAUUGUCUUCAAAGAGAAAACCCGGCUCAUCUCGAACUAAGCAACGAUGGUCACAGAGUGCGCUAUCGUGACCCUAAUCAACGCCGAGAAACCGACGCGUACGGUGCCUCACUACACGAUACAUCCACCUCUCCUUCCACGCCCAAGGUCCCUUUUACUGAAGAAAAUAACAAUGACAGUUCGACUAACGGUAACAUUAUCCUCCAUUAUUAACGUAAUCACCAUAGCAUGGAGCUCACACGUUGGUUGUAAAUGGACAAUAGAACAUGUGAAGAGCCCACAGAAAGCUCAGCAGCAACUGGUAAAACCUGUCAUUUUUGAGGACGGCAAAUUCUACUUUGACACAAAAGCCGGGGAAGAAGCCAAUGCGGACAAGCCUGGCCUGUGGGUACCGGAUUAUGGGAUUGAGAAUGCGGAACCUCUUGGAUUGGUCAAACGCACGAGUGAAGCAAGUGUUUCGGGCCCUGUCUGCUGGAAUUGCGGACAGCCAGGCCACAAGCUGAGCGAAUGCCCGGAACCACGUAAUGAGAAGCGAAUCCAAGCUAUGCGAAAAGAUAUACAAGCCGCUCCGCCGACAGGACGAUUUUUUGUGGAAUUACAGCUACGAAAUGAGGUGGCAUCUGCAGCCCCGGGGCACUUGUCGCAACGUCUAAAGGAUGCGCUAGACAUGUAUUUUGAUGAUGACGAACCGCCUUACUAUUCGAGAAUGCGGAUACAUGGUUAUCCACCAGGCUACUGGGGUUCCCCUGAUAUUCGUGCUGCCAACGAACAGUAUAAAGGGAAAACCACCCUGGAAAAGUGGAUUUUAGAAGAAAAGAAUGGCGAUAAAGAUCCUCUGCUAAAAAUAUACGAUGGUAAACAGGCAGUAACAGAUGAGGCUUCCGAUCAGGCUGCUACUUCCAGAGAUCUCAACACGGAAACAGAGCCCUCAGCGAGGUCCUUGGCACGUCCUCCGUUAUCUUCUUCAGAAAGGGUGCAACUUGUUGAUUACCCGGGACUGCAAUUCUUGGAUACGUCCCGUUUGGAUCAGGUCAUAACUGAUGGAUCAUCACACCUGAUUUCCCAUCAGAAUGAACAUGCAUAUGCGUCCUAUCCGCAACAACCAGUACCUCAUACUUCCUCAUCCGUUCCUCCUUCUUCGUCAGUAGAUUAUCAACAGGCUGCCUAUCCGUAUCCGUAUCCGUAUCCAUAUCCAUAUCCCUGUCCUUAUCCCUAUCCCUAUCAAGAAGCAGGCAGUUACAGUGAAAAUCCAUAUUAUUACUAUCCUUAUUCCGCAUAUGAUAGUCAAUCGACAAACCUAGCAUCAGUUCAGCCGCCAGCACCAGUGCUACCGUCAGAAUCGGCGCCACAAACUGACAAUCCAGCACCACCUCCUACCGAAUCCCAUCCAACGACAAAUACCACUGUAGAAGAAGAUGAUAUGGACGUUUCCGAUAUGGAUGUGUCAGAUGCGGACGAUGCAUAAUGUAGAAACUAGUGAUUUUUUCUUUCCAGUGACGAGAGACAUGCUUUGUAGAAUAAAAUUACCACACUUGUAUGUAUCUAAUUAGUCAUUAUGUAAAGUAUAUUUAUUUUUCUUAUUGUCC